AUGGCUGUUGCUUUACUAAAUUCAAAGUAUUCUUUGAUUUGGUCGGAUUCAACGGUGUUGAAAAAUGUUGAAUUACGACAGCAACUUGAAAAACUCAGUCAGAACGUUCGUGUAUUUGAAGAUGAACAACAAUGUGCACAUUUUAUCCAAUCAAAAUCGAAAUCUGAUCGACUCAUCUUAAUUACCAAUGGGAGAUUAGGAGAGAAUUUCAUUCCGAAAAUCCAUUUUUUGCAACAAAUUCUUUCCAUUUAUGUUUAUUGUCGUCAUCAACAAAUACAUCAACAAUGGGCGAAACGAUUCACUAAAAUAAAAGGAGUUGUCGUCGAUUUUACUGAUCUUCUUCAUCGCAUUCGAAUCGAUCAUGUCGAAUUCGAAUGA
This is a messenger RNA of Adineta ricciae, 378 nucleotides long. The record is from the annotation of a GenBank genome assembly. Lineage: Eukaryota; Metazoa; Rotifera; Eurotatoria; Adinetida; Adinetidae.